This is a messenger RNA of Prunus avium (sweet cherry), 863 nucleotides long. RefSeq names its product potassium transporter. Gene Ontology annotation, biological process: positive regulation of DNA-templated transcription; chloroplast organization. The record is from RefSeq and is a predicted model, not a curated record. NCBI's taxonomy places the organism in Eukaryota, Viridiplantae, Streptophyta, Magnoliopsida, Rosales, Rosaceae.
CCCAAAUGACUGCUUUGAUAAAGGGCCACGUAGUAUUAUGCUGACCACCAAGCCUAGUGAGUGGCAGGCAUACUAUCUUUCUCUACGCGUGGCUACUAUUUAGUCGUCCAAAUGGGCAAAAGAUUCAGGUACAAACACCAACAACAUACAAGGAGCAAAAUUAACUUCAUUAAUUUUUGCAAAGUAAAGCAGACAUGGGAGUUCUAAGAACAAUUCCUUUGACCCCUCCACACGGCAAGUUCCCUUCAAAUUUUGGAGUUGCAGAGUGCUUAUCAAACCGUGGCGGGUUCGUCAGCAAGAGCUCUCAGUUUAGGGUCUUAGCCAAAACAGAGAAGGGUGAGAAAGGUGACAACAAGGAAGAACCCAAGAAAACCAAGCAGUCAUUGUUUAGCAGUGUGACAGAAGCACUUGAUUUUUCUCAAACCAGGUCUGCAGAGGACGCUCUGCUUAUUGAAGAUGCUAGAGAGGCCACCAAGUCUGGAGAGAGAAUGUCCAGGGAACAGUAUGGGGCUCUGAGAAGGAAAAUUGGAGGAACAUACAAGGAUUUCUUCAAAUCUUAUGUUGAUGUGGAUGGGCAAUAUGUGGAAGAGGGCUGGGUAGACAAAACGUGCAAGGUUUGCAAGAAAGAUACAGGGGGUGAGCCAAGGCAAGUGGACAAACUUGGAAGAUAUGUUCAUGUGGCGUGUAUGGAGAAAUCGAAAUCUGGCAACUUUUUUACCAGACUUUUCUCAGGAUGAAGACAGAGAACAUGGUGCUUGUAUUGUAUAUCAGAUAUCCCAGAGCCUAACUGGUGAUGCGAUGUGAUGCCAAUUUUAGAUACAAAAAUAUAUAAUUCAAUGUUGGGUAGAAGAUUUGAGAACUUA